CAGUGAAAUACCCGCACGGCUAAAAUGGACUCCUGGAGCGUAAUAUUGUAUAAGUAGGUGGGGUGUGCAGGAACAAAUGUAUAAGUGACCUAGACUUUUCAUUCAAGCCGUCUCCAUGAACAACUUGAAUGACCCCCCCAGAUGGAACAUCCAACCAGACCCCAGAGGAAGGGGGGCGGGGGCCGGCGAUGGGAACCAAUGGAACUACGCCCUGUUGGUCCCCAUGCUGGGACUAGCUGCGUUUCGUUGGAUCUGGACCAGGGAGUCUCAGAGGGAGAUCCAGAAGGUCAAAGACCAGUAUAACAAGGACGUCUCCACACUAACAAGCGAGAUGAAAGCACAAUAUCAUGAUACACUGACGGAGAGGCGCAGGGCAGCGGCUACACUAGAGCUGGAGCUAGAGAAGGAGAGACAGAGGGUCAAAGGUUACAAGCAGGCCAUGAUCUCACAGAGCCAGCAGCUGAUGGAAGAACGGAAACAUUUAUCUCAGGAGCGCCAGUCCUUGGAGGAAGAAAAGCAAAGGCAGGUUAAGUCCGGCGCUGCAGGGGCAGUGCUGCAUCACGCCCUGGAACGAGAGAGCGACUGGCACCGACGAGCCACCACAACUCUGAGGGAGCUAGAGGGUCAGCUUGUGGACCGCCAGAAUGCCUACUGCUCCCCCAUCCAACCUCGAGAUCAGCGGCUGGAGAUGGAGAAGAACAUGCUGCUUAAGGUCGUCAAAGACCCGAUCGGGGCGGAACUCGAUCUGGAGUCCGACCUGAAGGAUAUUUUUAAGAGAGAUAAGACCUGUGCGGACUUGCUCAAUAUGGACAAGAGGAAGAAUGGAAGCCUCAUGUGGGUGUACCUCAGGUACUGGCAGCUGCAGGUCUCUCUCCAGAAACACAAGAGAGCUGAAGAAGCUAUAUUAGGGGGGAAAGUCUAGUCUCAAACACAGUGACAAACCUUAUGUUUUCCAUUUGAAUUUUGGAAGGAUUGUGGAUCAGAAGUGGAAAAAGCAUGUAUUUUUUGUGUCUGGAACAUACGGGAAGUAACCCCAAUGAGACAAUGUCCAGCAGCUAAACUUUCCUCCUUUCAUCUCACUGUUUAGAAAAUAAGGGAUAUUAAGUCAGGAUUUUAGCAUGUACAAAUAUUGCUGUUACUUUAGAAGCCCCAGUUAAAGUUCGGUUUGUAAUAUUGAGAUACUAGCAAGAUCAAGCCAGGUUUUAAAUAUUAUACAACCUAAAAACACAGCUCACUGUCGCCAACUUUUCUUCAAAAGUUGCUAGCUGCAAAAUCUCUAAAGGUUGCCAUGUCAGCAACACGAACAAUCCGUUCCUUCAGCCCACCAAAACCACUCCCUCAAAAAUGUCCAAAUGACCACAAACAACGAACAUUUACUGCUCCAAACUGUAAGUCUUGUGGAAGAUUCUGGUGAUGAUCAACGCGCCGGAAGAAUGGACACGGACAGGCCGGUCGUAGCCCACCACAAGUACAACAUUUUAUUUUCCUUUUUAUUAUUGUCAGAGCAUUUAAUGCAUUGAUUCCUGUCUGAAUUAAAUCAGGAUUUCACCAAAACACCACCUUUUAAGACUAUUAGCUUUACAUUAACUUUAUGCAAAUGUGGGAAAAUGGAAAUACACUGGAAUUAUUCAGUUGAUAUCCAUAUUGGAUGCACGACUGAUAUUAAAUAAUGUUUUACCAUCGAAUCCCCUGGACAUCUUUUGUUAGAACAUGUCUAUUUAACUCAUUUUCUCCGAGUGCCAUUAAUAACUGCUGGCUGCGUAUUUUUGUUUGUCUGCUAAAUGUAUGUUAUUUCAUAUUGUAUGUUAUUGCAUUUCUUCAGGGAGAAAAUAAAUCACAGUGAAAACCACAGUGCUGGACAUACCAGCUAGGAAUUAUUAACACAAAUAUUUUAAUGUAAAAUAGUACUUUGGUUUAAAGUACAUUGUGCUCUUUCUCUGUAGUGUGUUGAUGCCAUGCGUUAAAACGUGGAUGGACUAUUGGAGGUAUUCAUCUUCAUCUGUGGGGCAUCCGGCUUUCCUUCUAUGAAUCACAUCUGUCUUCACUCUGAAGUUCGUUACCAUUUAUGAUACGUGAUCCAAAGCCACUAGAAUUGAGCGUCUUUGAUCACUGGUUUUAAAUAUCUAGUCUUUAAUGCAGGUGUGUGGGAGCUUUAUAGCUAUAAGGAAGACUGGACACUUAAGGUGCAUGCAAAUCUAAAUAAGGGAAUGGAGCACAAAGUAGUGCUUAGUACUGCAACACUAUACCACAAUACUGCUUUAUAAAAUAGAGCCCAAAUGGAGCCCUUUUACUUCCCACUCCACCACUGUUUUGAAAGGAUAAACCAAAGCUGUAGCAUUUUUGUUUUUAUGUGGACCUUAACUUGGUGAUUAAAUGCUGGAUGUGAUCUUACGGAUUAAAAUGUACUGACUCUGAUCCCUCUGGGAAAUCCUCAGAAUAAAUUCCUGGUUUAAGUACUUCA
Gasterosteus aculeatus aculeatus (three-spined stickleback) is the source of this 2461-nucleotide messenger RNA. Its product is annotated as coiled-coil domain-containing protein 127. The record is from RefSeq and is a predicted model, not a curated record. NCBI's taxonomy places the organism in Eukaryota, Metazoa, Chordata, Actinopteri, Perciformes, Gasterosteidae.